AUGUAUUCUAGGGAAUACAAAUCUCGGAAGUCCAUUGUCAGAAUGGACCCGGACUGUGCUAUAUGCCAUGCCCCAGCCACCGUCCAAUGCGACUGCGAGGCUAAAGGCCUUGAGGUUGCUGUUCGUCAGGCUGAAUCAAAGAUGAUGCAAUCUAUGUAUAACGAUAUACGCACCUGGGUGCGAGCUCAUGCUCAAGAUUAUAUUCUCGAGUACUUCAGACUUCUCACAGAACGUCGAAAAUCUCAGCACCAGGCUCACCUAGAUCGUAUGACGCAGCAUGCAUACCACUACUACCAUGCGCCGCCACAUCCCGCUGAAUUUCAACAAGCUCAAGCAGCUUUGAAGCGUGGCAUUGAUGAAGACUGGCAGGCUAGCGUCCAACGGUACCCGGAGGUAUUGGAGUAUUUUUACAGCUUGGUUGAUUUCUCGCUACCUCCUGAUGACGAGAGUGUUGUCAAGGACCCACCUUUGAGUGCUCUCGAAGGAUCUCGUAAGGCGAGCCGGAGAAGCAUACCGGGACCCCUAGCGAGUGAUGCUUUCCAUGAGCGCGAGAGACCUUCACCACUGGUCCGAGGGCGAACACCACCAGCCAUUGAAAGACGCGGCGGCCGUACAACGGCACCGCCAAUGAGCGGUCUGGGUCCUCAUCCACCACCGCCUGGCUCGAGAAGGUCAGCGGCUUGGGGACCUCCUCCUCCUCCUCCUGCUGGAAGCUAUUAUGGAGGCAGGCCUCCAUAUUGA
This is a messenger RNA of Truncatella angustata, 741 nucleotides long. RefSeq lists its product as uncharacterized. The transcript has 2 exons. The coding region runs from base 1 to 741 and encodes 246 amino acids. The record is from RefSeq and is a predicted model, not a curated record. NCBI's taxonomy places the organism in Eukaryota, Fungi, Ascomycota, Sordariomycetes, Amphisphaeriales, Sporocadaceae.